This is a messenger RNA of Protopterus annectens (West African lungfish), 4258 nucleotides long. It is a transcript of the gene GANC, whose product is annotated as glucosidase alpha, neutral C. The transcript is spliced from 24 exons. The record is from RefSeq and is a predicted model, not a curated record. Gene Ontology annotation, molecular function: carbohydrate binding; alpha-1,4-glucosidase activity. Gene Ontology annotation, biological process: N-glycan processing; carbohydrate metabolic process. Lineage: Eukaryota; Metazoa; Chordata; Ceratodontiformes; Protopteridae. The coding region runs from base 76 to 2820 and encodes 914 amino acids.
GAGAGUAGUCGGCGAAGGGUGAAUGAAGUUCGUUGGAACACCUCUGCUGUGGGUGCGACAAGUGAUACCGUGUAAAUGGAACCAGAGCACGAAGCGCAGGUGGAGGAGUGCAGUGCGACGGAAGAGACUGCACAGUACAAGACCUGUAAUGACAUUGCCUUUUACAGGCGUCAGAAGCUGUUGAAAUCUGGGAAUUGUUUAUUUCAUGCCAGACUUGACACUCUGUCCCUAUCUGGAAAUGAAGCCAAAUUCCAGAUUUUUAAUGCUGACACAAAGGUCUUUCUUCUAGUGGAAGUUUACAGUAUUGUUGGAAAUGUGGUCAGGAUUAAAAUAAAUGAAUUGGCACCCCUGAAACCAAGAUAUGAAGUUCCAGAUGUUCUGGUAAAAGAACCACUGACUCAAAGGUUGAUCGUCCUAGAAAAAGACGAAAACAGCAUCACCUUGUCACCUGGAGAAAAUGGCCCUCAAAUCCUCAUCACUGCAAAACCAUUCCAGUUAGAUAUCUCAUUGCAACAAGAGCUGGUGCUGAGUGUGAAUUCACUUGGCUUGCUGUAUUUUGAGCACUUACAGCCCAAGCCUGAACAGAAAACUUCAGCAGAAACAAAUGAGUCUUCAGCUGCCAAAAGCGAAAAGGAAGCUGACAAUGAUCUUGGGCUGUGGGAAGAAAAAUUCAAUGCAUUCUGCGACACUAAACUCAGUGGCCCGACCUCUGUUGGCUUGGAUUUUUCUUUGCAUGGUUAUGAACACGUUUAUGGAAUACCACAGCAUGCAGAAACAUUUCAGCUCAAACCUACUGAGGAUGAGGAGCCAUACCGAUUAUUUAAUUUGGAUGUCUUUGGACACAAGUUGCACAGCCCAUUGGGCAUAUAUGGUUCUGUUCCACUUAUCUUGGCUCACAAGCCAAAGAAAACUGCUGGUAUUUUCUGGCUUAAUGCUUCUGAAACAUUGGUGGACAUCAGCCAGCGGGCAGUUGCAAAGCCUUUAACAAUAGGAAUACAUCAAGAUGUAAAGAAAGUAAGACCCGAGCCUCAGACAGAUGUCCGAUGGAUGUCAGAAAGUGGGAUUAUUGAUGCCUUCCUUCUUCUAGGACCCUCAACAUACGAUAUUUUCAAGCAGUAUGCACAACUGACAGGGACCCAGGCACUGCCUUCGCUAUUUAGUUUGGGUUAUCACCAGUGUCGCUACAGCUAUGAUGAUCAGGCAGAUGUGGAGCAGGUUGAUGCAGGCUUUGAUGAACAUGACAUCCCUUAUGACACCAUAUGGCUAGACAUUGAUCAUACCAGAGGAAAUCGCUACUUCACCUGGGAUAAAACAAAGUUCCCAAAUCCAAAGAGACUGCAGCAACGACUGAAAAGCAAGAAACGCAAGCUGGUUGUCAUUAGUGAUCCCCAUGUAAAGGUAGAUGAGAAGUACUACAUAUACUCCCAGGCCAAAGCCAGGGACUUCUUUGUGAAGGAUUCGACUGGUGAGGACUUUAUUGGCUUGUGCUGGCCAGGUGAGUCCUGCUACCUGGAUGUAACUAAUCCCCUUGCUCGAGACUGGUAUGCAGAUCAGUAUUCAUUUAAGAGAUAUGAGUGUUCCUCAGAUGUUCUGUAUUUAUGGAAUGACAUGAAUGAACCCUCAGUUUUUAAAGGGCCAGAACAGAGCUUGCCAAGAAAUGUACUCCAUCAUGGUGGAUGGGAGAAUCGUGAUCUGCACAAUCUGUAUGGUUUUUACCAGCAAAUGGCAACAGCAGAUGGUCUGAGCCGUCGUUCUGCAGAGAAGGAGAGACCUUUUGUGCUGACGAGAUCAUUUUUUGCUGGAUCUCAGAGAUAUGGUGCAAUGUGGACAGGGGAUAAUAUGGCUGAAUGGGGCUUCCUGAAAAUCUCCAUCCCGAUGUUACUGUCUAUCAGCAUCUCUGGAAUUUCCUUUUGUGGAGCUGAUGUGGGUGGGUUUUUUGGGGAUCCAGAACCCGAGCUAUUGGUGCGCUGGUACCAGGCUGGAGCGUACCAACCCUUCUUUAGGGGUCAUUCACAUACAGAAUCCAAACGACGUGAGCCCUGGCUGUUAGGAGAAGAAAACACAAAGCUGAUCAGAAAUGUGAUACAAGAGCGUUAUUUACUCUUACCUUACUGGUACACAAUCUUCUAUGAGGCCCAUGUUACUGCAAAACCAGUCAUGAGGCCACUGUGGGUUGAAUUCCCUGAAGAUGUAGAUACAUUUGGAGUUGAAGAUGAGUAUCUUGUUGGAAAUGCUUUACUGGUGCAUCCCGUUACUGAUGCUGAGGCUACUGCAGUAACCAUUCUUUUUCCUGGCUCAGGUGAGGUAUGGUAUGAUGUUAAAACUUUUCAAAGGCUACAGGCUCGCCAAACAAUGACUGUUUCAGUCACCAUGGAAAAUAUUCCAGUUUUUCAACGUGGUGGUACAGUAAUACCUAAGAAGACGAAAGUGGGAAAAUCUUCUGGAUGGAUGUCUGAAGUUCCGUAUGCCCUGCAAGUUGCACUGGAUUCUAAGAAUUCUGCUACAGGAGAACUGUUCUUAGAUGAUGGUCAUUCCUUCGCAUACCAGGCCAGCAACCAAUUCUUGUACAGAAAGUUUCAUUUUCAUAAUGGUGUUCUCUCUUCCAGCUGUGCAGAUGACCGAGGGAAGUACAAAACCAAAUGUGUUGUGGAAAUGGUGCUCAUUGUUGGAAUGAAGGCAUCACCUUCUUCUGUGAUGGUCUGCUAUUCAGAUGGUACAGAAAAGGUGAUUCCAUUCAAAUAUGAUGCCAAAACCUGUGUUCUUACACUAGAAAAUCUUGUGUUGAAUGUUGGAAAUGACUGGAAGGUGAAAUUCAGCUGAACAGAGGCACAUGUUUAAUAGCAGGACAUGCAUAUGAAUAUACAUGUUUACCAGCAAGACCUCUGUCCUGUUAAGGUCUGAGUUAAUAGAGCUUUGCAUCAAACAAUUCCGUCAAGCUGUCCUACAGCUACUCUGUGUUGUGUGCAGAAUGUUUCUGUGGACAUACAAUCGAGAAUGAGGAUGAUUUUAUACAUUCAAAUGUGAAAACAGAUAGUUUGCAGACUGAGCAUUCCUUUUAUUUGGCCUUGUCCAUGAUGCUGUCAGUAGACAAUUCUGAGUUUCAGAGGAAUGUGGUCGUGGUACUUUUAGCAGCUUUUUAUCAAGUUGGGUGCAAAAGGUGAUUCCAUUCAAAUAUGAUGUCAAAGCCUGUGUUCUUAUCCUAAUAGAGCUUUACACCAAACAACCCUGUGCAGAACAUCUCAAUAAUUUCUGUCAAGCUGUCAUACGGCUACUCUGUGUUGUGUGCAGAAUGUUUCUAUGGACAUGCAUUCGAGAAUGAGGAUGAUUUUAUACGUUCAAAUGUGAAAACGGUUAGUUUACAGACUGAGCAUUAAUUUUAUUCAGCCUUGUCCCUGGUGCUAUCAGCAGAUUCAUUCUAGCUGUAGAUUUCUGAGUUUUAAAGUAAUGUGGUCAUGGUACUUCUAGCAGCAUUUUGUCAAGGUCAGUGCCCUAACUGUUUGCAUUACAUGACUCCUCUUUCAAGUUUUAGCAGAGACAAAGGAUGUGUAUUAGUGAAGGACUGCAGCUGCAAAACCAUACUUCUAGCUCUGAUGUUUGACUUCUAACAUUCCUGUCACUCACCUGAACCCAGGUGGCAUGGUCAAGAGUGUUUCAUGCUGACAGCAAAAAUGAACAGUAAUUUAGCACUACAGUCAGUGUAGAGAUAUAUCAAGUGUCAGCCCAGUCUAGCAUAGUUUACCUAUUCUCUGAUAGACCCAGUGUCUUACCACUUCCAUAAUAUCCACAGCUUUUACUGAACUCUGCUAACCAGUAUGGGAGCAGCAAGACAAACUGCAUCAGGAAAUGUCAUGUUCUGCCAUACCAAUACAACAUCUGAUUGCUGUUUCCAGUAAUAGCAACAUACAUAGAUGACAUAUAAAGAACAAGUAACAAAGCUCAUUCAUGUCUUAAUGACAAGUGAAGUGGUAAACUGUGAUAUUAUUUAAACUUUAUGUUGUAGGGAAAGUGAAUUUGUGACAUUCCAUAGUUUCUGCUUGAAUUAGUAAGUAUUUAAAUGACCCUUGUUAUUUUACAGAUUAUUUGAAAUAUCCUUUUUAGGAAUAGGUAUGUUCUUAUUGAAAAGUGUUUUGGUGAUCAAGUGCACAGUGAAACUAAAGUGGACAGAAAGCUGCUGCCAAUAUGGUUCUUAUUUGCUUCAAUGAAAUUCUGUAAUGAAAAUGUGGCACAAUAAAACUGUGUUGUAGGGGUGAGUGGAAUA